AUGGCCGCCGUGUGGAAAAAUUAUAAAGCGAAAAUGGCAAAGAAACGUUGCAAAACAACGAAAGAAGAUCGCCCAAACUCUGUCGAAGAAUUGGUUGUGCAACGCUUAAGUUCGAGCGUGUCUGGAAAAGCGCAAAAAUACACCCGUGUCGGGGCAAGGGAGUUUGUAGCAUUUGCCUAUGACGAAGUAAACGUAACAAACAUCAAGAAAGCUUGCGAAGAACAUUAUGGCAGUUCAAUCGGUGAUGACAUGGAAAUAGACGUGUUAGCAGGGAACAAGGACCAUCCUGUCAGUCUAUGA
Molecule: messenger RNA, 300 nt
Organism: Paramuricea clavata
Lineage: Eukaryota; Metazoa; Cnidaria; Anthozoa; Malacalcyonacea; Plexauridae
Source: the annotation of a GenBank genome assembly